GCAAAAAUGAUUAAGUUAAAAUUAUUGAUUCCUGGAAUAAUAAAAUACGAUGAAUUCUAUCAUAUCUUUGUUUUGUUGUACCUUGAUCUUGUCAUUCAAGAUUCCAAUAGAAAUUUUUGCUCAUUUCAAGUCCUUCUUCUUUAAUAAUAAUAAACGUAUACAACCAACCUUAUCUCAACGUAUAAUGGCCACUACAUCAAGAAUUUUGGAAUUAUAUUUACCAACGUUUCUGUUAAAAAUAAUACUUAGAAUGUUAAGUAAGAUCGUCCGUAGAGUUAAAGGAAGGCGUUGGGUAAAAAAAUUGGAUGCGAGUAACGAAAAAGAUGAAUGGGAAGGCUAUUUAAUUGCAGAAAAUGUUGAACAUUCAGAAAUUGGAAAAGAUGCUGAUAUGAUUAUUUUAUACGCUCAUGGAGGAGCUUUUGUUUUUGGUGAUGCUUUAUUACCCUUGGAAAUGUUCAUCGAUUGGAUUAAAACAUGGAAAUUAAAUCAUGGCGUUAACACACAGAUAUUGUCUUUAGAAUACAGAUUAUCACCAAAGUAUUCAUUCCCGGCUGCAAGAGAUAAUAUAUUAGCGUGUUAUCAAUGGCUUGUCACGGAAAAGAAUAUUGAUCCAUCUAAAAUUGUUUUUGCUGGUGAUAGUGCGGGUGGAAAUUUGGCUAUAGUUAGUGCAAUUUACCUUGUUAAUAACCCAUAUUUAUAUUCGAUCGAUCCACCUGCAGCUAUUGUUUUAUUAUCACCUUUUCUUUCUGGAAUGUUGAAUACCAAAUCAGUCAUUGAUAAUGCUUCAUAUGAUAGUCUAGAUCCUACUUGGUUACACCGUUGUAUGGAUGCAUAUAUAGGCGACUCAAAUCUUCUUCCAUCUUGUUCAAUGGUUUCUCCCGUAUUUGAACAUCAACUUUCAGGUUUACCAAAAGUAUGGGCUUGUGCAGGAGGUUACGAAAUAUUGUUGGAUGAUAUUAAAAAUUUUAUUGGAAAAUUGAUCCAAAAUAAUGUAAAAGCAGAAUUGGUUAUAGAAGAUACUAAUUUUCAUGAUUAUGCUGUAGGAAAAGCAACAAGUAGAGAUGGUGCAUAUGAAAGAUCUAUUAAAUAUAUUGGAAAGUUCUUGUAUGAUUAAAAAUAGUGAAAUUAAACUAAUAACUAAAUCCGUAAAAAUAGAGUUAAUAGAAAAAAAAAAAAAAAA
Messenger RNA from Rhizophagus irregularis DAOM 181602=DAOM 197198, 1180 nucleotides. RefSeq lists its product as uncharacterized. NCBI's taxonomy places the organism in Eukaryota, Fungi, Glomeromycota, Glomeromycetes, Glomerales, Glomeraceae. The record is from RefSeq and is a predicted model, not a curated record. Gene Ontology annotation, molecular function: lipase activity.